CGACCGCUAGCACAUGGCGACCGGCCAGGCCGAUCUCAUCAGCAACCUCCCCGACGACGUGCUUGGCACCAUCGUCUCCCUUCUUCACACCAGGGACGGCUGCCGCACGCACGCGCUCUCCCGCCGAUGGCGCCCCAUCUGGCGCGCGGCGCCGCUCAACCUGGAAGGCGGCGGCUCUCGGUUGCGCGAGCAGACCAUCUCCGGCAUCCUGUCCGGCCACCUCGGUCCUGUACGCCGCAUCUCCAUCUUUAUGAUCAAAUCCCUCCCCCGCCGCUACGACCUUCGCACGGGGCACCCGAUCGUCGACGACACCGCCGAUGCCAGGGUCAACAGCUGGCUCGGCUCCCGGGACCUUGCACAUCUCGAGGAGCUCCGGCUCAGCUACGAAUACAACACUCACAACAGUACCCUGCCACCGCUGCGCCCGCACUCCGCGUGGCCUCUUUCGGCCGCUGCCGUCUGCCGCCCAACCUGGCCGUGGACUUCCCGCUCCUCCAGCAGCUCACCCUGUGGAUGGUCACCCUAACCCAGGAGGCUCUGAACGCCGUGCUCUCCGGAUGCCCUGCGUUGGAGAGCCUUGGGAUGACCGAGAUUAGGGGUGUUGUCUGCCUCCGCAUCCGGUCCUGGACUCUCAGGAGCAUCGGCUUCCGUCACUCUAGCUAUGUACCUUCCCAAGAGCUGGUCAUCGAGGACGCCCCUUGCCUUGAGAGGGCAAGGUUGCAGCCAUUUGGCACAGAUAAUAGUGUGGUCACCUUCCGGGUAAUCCAUGCUCCUAAAUUGGAGAUGUUUUCUCAGGUAUAGCUGCAAUCUUAAGUUUCUUUAAUGCCACGUGGAUUAAUUAAUAUAUACAGAUUAUUAAUACCUAAAUAAGUUUGGUCUAUAUUAUGUCCUUUUAGCUAAUGAACACAGUUAGGUUGACAACCACAAUGCACACGGUGAAGAUUUUAGAACUUGAAGGUGUCGGUGAUGAUUUGGACCCGGUGCUUGACUUAAGCUUCCUCAAAUUCUUCCCCUGCCUCGAGAGGCUUUAUAUUUAUGUGAGUUUUCAGAUUUAAUAUCUUUCUUAAAAUGUUAAGAUGUCAUGUUUCCAAAUUAUUAGCAACUGCCUUUAUAUAUUUUUUAUUCAUAUCUCCAGUUAAACUCAGAGAUAUGGUUCUCUCAUCCAUUAUCUAAGAAUGUGAGGACGUAUGUCUCACUAGAUGAUCCAAUUGAAUGUCUUGAGCACCGA
Triticum urartu is the source of this 1228-nucleotide messenger RNA. Its product is annotated as F-box/FBD/LRR-repeat protein At1g16930-like. The record is from RefSeq and is a predicted model, not a curated record. NCBI's taxonomy places the organism in Eukaryota, Viridiplantae, Streptophyta, Magnoliopsida, Poales, Poaceae. Gene Ontology annotation, molecular function: protein binding.